Williopsis jadinii is the source of this 2124-nucleotide messenger RNA. RefSeq lists its product as uncharacterized. NCBI's taxonomy places the organism in Eukaryota, Fungi, Ascomycota, Saccharomycetes, Phaffomycetales, Wickerhamomycetaceae. Gene Ontology annotation, molecular function: protein binding; histone H4K20 methyltransferase activity. The transcript has a single exon. The coding region runs from base 45 to 2105 and encodes 686 amino acids. The record is from RefSeq and is a predicted model, not a curated record. Gene Ontology annotation, cellular component: nucleus.
ACAACCAGCACCAGGGCUCUCUGAUCUGUCUGUAAUGCAAUAAUAUGAACUCAAGAACGAGAAGCUCGAAGCAGAAAGUCAGGAAGAUGGGCUCGCCAGGGUUGAGCACGUCUCUAUCGUGGAUGGCCUUUGCAGAGACGGACGACUUCCUCACAAGGAACUUGGUGGACAACAUGUACUUUUGGAUCGAGACGAGAAAGAUCAGCCACGGUUACCAGAGAGGUUUGAUGAUAGACAGAGAGGUGCUUUUGAAGAUCCUGAAGAAGCAGGUGGUGAAGAUGGAAAAGUUGUGCUUGGAUAAAUGUACAGAGUCACUAAUGAAUACUAAAGCGAUGCAGACGUUUUUACGGAGGUACAACGGUGAUGAAGAGGUGCUCAGUGGUAUCCGCUCCCAUGUCCAGAGAUAUCUCUGCAUGUACCAUGCGAGCUGUGGGUUUGAGCUUGCCGUUACAGACCGUUUUAAGGUUAAGACUGGGACGAGUGAAUGCUGUGUCGUUGCGAGAAGAGUUUUUGAUAAGAACGAAGAGGUUAAAUACCUUGCGGGUUCAUUGUCGCCUCUUGUUCCAGGUGAAGAAGAGCCUCCCAUAAUUAGUGACUUCAGCGUGAUUAACAUACCUCGAUGUGACUAUCCAUGUCUCCUCUUGGGACCUAUACGGUUUGUCAACCAUAACUGUUCACCAAAUGCAAAGUUUGUGAUGGCCCAAGGUGAGAUGAAGAUUAUUACUUUGAAGAGAAUACUUGUCGGGGAGGAGAUCACAGUGUCGUAUUCAAACUCUUACUUCGGCAAAGAUAACAUGCACUGUCUAUGUGCAACGUGUGAAGCUGAACAGAAAGGAUACUAUGAUCCUGGGAGGUUUCAAAUCCCUGCCUUCGCAGAACUCAUAGAAGUGCUAAGCUCAGAUAUGGAAUCUGAUACUGAAGUGAUAGAAUUGGAUUCGGAUGAUCCCAGCUCAUCAUCUGUACUUAUAUCAAGUGAUUCUGAAACAGAGGAGACCAAUUCAGGAAUACAUGUGCAUCAACAGAGAGCAUCUCGGAUGAUGCGUGGGUUGGAAAUGAAUCAUAAAACCUUUAAAAAUUUAAAAGGGUAUCAAAUAUCAGGGAAAAUUCUUCGUGAUAGACAAAAGAUACAUCGGCGUGGAUCAAUGACAUCCAUCUUGGAUUCGCUGCCGUUGGAUUGUUCUACGGAUUCUAAGUUACUCCAGGCUAAAAUUGACCAAAGAGAGUUGGAGAGGCGUUCUCGGAACAGAACACUUCACAAACUAUACAUGAAAGAAUUGUAUCAAACGGACCAGGAAGAACUCCUUGAAACAACGUAUGAUUGUUUGAACUGUGGCAUAUACUUCAGGUGUACCGAAAAGUUCCCUUUCGUCAAUUAUUGUGAACGUUGUCGUCGUCAUCAAUUAAUCUUCAACUCGGCAUGGCCUGGCAUCAUAAGUAAUUCUGGUACAAAGUGUAAGCGUUUGAAUCUGAAUAGCUCAAAAGACAGGCCAUCCAUUGCUGAUGUUAUCAAGAUGAAAACUUCUAUGACCUGCAAACCAAGUCGUCAAAAUCUCAGAGCUCUUACCUAUCCUCGAGCUAAGAUAAAGAAACCUUCAAUCACAAUGUCUGGUCGCAAGACACAUACAAGCAAAUUUACUAGAAGGGUACUUGCAUAUGGACAACAUGAACAACCAAGUUUUCUUGAUGAGUUUACAUCAUCUGACAAUUCUUCCUCAGAUGAGGCUGAUUUAGAAGAUGACAGUGUAAAGCUGUUGCAGCUGAGCAUAAAUGUGAAAUUUAAAGAGCAAAAUACGGAGACUCCUUAUAAUAAGGUGAAGUUGAAAUCGCAGAAGGCUCAGUCUGGUAAUGUUGGUAAAGCUCUGAGACUCGAAUGGUCCCAAUCACAAGAUUCAAGUGAUUCAGCAAACAAUGAGUGUCGUCUAAUCAGACCCUCUGUUUUGGAAGUUGAAAGUAUAAAUGAUGAAAUAACCUAUGUGAAGGAUAAAGUCUCGAGCUAUUCCAGGAAUGUCACGGAUACAAACGUGGCAAAUCCCCUCGAGUCCGUGAAGGAAUUCAUAGUUAUAUCAGAUUCUGAAUCUGACGGAGACUUGGUUCUAAUCGAUUAAUGAUAUAAUACAUAGAGCA